AGUGCAAACCUUCUGAAGUACAGCAUGUCCUUACCCAGAAGCAGGGCAUCCUUUGCGGAACAUGAACCCUCAACUUCUACUGAGGAAAGGUCAGUGCCCAUAAGCCAUAGAUUUAGUAUUAGCAGAGGAGGAAGCCUCUUAAGACCAUCUGCUGCUUACAUAGGUAUUGUACCUAUGGAAAGUGUAAGCAGCCUGGGCACACGGAUAUCCCGCAGAGCCCUGGGGAUAAGCAGUGUCUUCUUACAAGGUCUUCAUAGUUCUUGUACAACCAUACCACUAUCCCAAGGAAUGGAAAAAGAACGAAGCCUAUCUUAUGAGAAUAUGAACAGAUGCUUGGUGGAUUACAUUGAAAAGGUGAAAACUUUGGAGCAAGUCAACCAGGAACUUGAAGGACAUAUCCGUGCUUACCUGAACAAGAAAUCUUCCAGCGACGGUAAAUGGGGAUCUCUGAGGGAGAGCUGGGCAACCAUUUACCAUCAAGUAGGGGAUGCAGUUCUGGAAAAUGCCCGCCUCAUGUUACAAACAGAAAGUAUUCAAGCAUGUGCUGAAGAUGUUAAAGACAGGUAUGAAAAUGAGCAACCAUUUCGAAAGGCAGUGGAAGAUGAAAUUAACUCUCUGUAUAAAGUAAUUGAUCAUGCUAAUUUGACUAAAGUAGACCUGGAGAGUCAGAUAGAAAACAAGAAGAAAGAACUAGCUUUACUGUCAAAGAAUCAUGAAGAGGAUAUCAAAAUGCUUUACAAACAGCUUGCUUUAUCACCACUGGAAGAAUUAGAAGCCUCCACUGGAAUUAGCCUGGAUGACAUUUUGAAGAAAAUCCAGAUACAAUGGGAGAAAAAUAUCGAACAAAACCAUGCUGAGACUGGUAUCUUGCUCCAUGCUAGGCAAUCCACAGAAACAGUGCCUGCUGUACAAACACAAGAUGCAGAGUUAGCUGAAUCCCUAAGGGCAGAGUUUCAUGAAACAGCUUGCAAAAUUCAAAGCCUGCAAGUAGAGACCGAAUCACUGAAAACACUGAAGAGAGGCUUAGAAAACUCUCUUUAUGAUGCCAAGCACUGGCAUGACAUAGAGCUUCAGAAUUUAGGCUCUGUCAUUGCCAAACUGGAAGCAGAAGUAAGAGAAAUCCAAGGAGAAACUGAGCAACAGCAAAGAAAUCAUGAAACUCUAUUGUCCAUUAAAACACAACUCGAAUCAGACAUUGCUGCAUAUCACUGCCUUCUAGAGAAGGAAAGCAGAUUGCAAACAUUGUCAGCUAAUGGUUCAGUUUGUUCAAAGUCAAGCCUACAGUACAGUAGUACUUUAUCAGAGCAAAAAAUAGAGGCAGCUGCCAAACUAUCAAACUACAAUACCAAUCAAUCCUGA
This is a messenger RNA of Protobothrops mucrosquamatus (brown spotted pit viper), 1359 nucleotides long. RefSeq names its product beaded filament structural protein 2 (gene BFSP2). Lineage: Eukaryota; Metazoa; Chordata; Lepidosauria; Squamata; Viperidae. The coding region runs from base 25 to 1359 and encodes 444 amino acids. Gene Ontology annotation, cellular component: intermediate filament. Gene Ontology annotation, biological process: intermediate filament organization. Gene Ontology annotation, molecular function: structural molecule activity. The record is from RefSeq and is a predicted model, not a curated record. The transcript has 7 exons.